Messenger RNA from Anneissia japonica, 1923 nucleotides. Its product is annotated as BTB/POZ domain-containing protein 10-like. NCBI's taxonomy places the organism in Eukaryota, Metazoa, Echinodermata, Crinoidea, Comatulida, Comatulidae. The coding region runs from base 156 to 1400 and encodes 414 amino acids. Gene Ontology annotation, biological process: positive regulation of phosphorylation. Gene Ontology annotation, cellular component: cytoplasm. The record is from RefSeq and is a predicted model, not a curated record. The transcript is spliced from 9 exons.
UGAUAUCUUUGCUGCUAGACUGCAGAGUAUGCAGUGUACUAUCAAAUUAGUGGUGGUGGUGUGUGAGCCAAAAAGGGCGUUGAUUUCGUCUUUUUUACCGCUUCUUCAAGGAAAAACAUAGAAAGAACUUUGAAAGAGGAUUGGCUAUUACCUCAAUGGCAGAACGCUUCCCGCAACCGUUUCAUAGAAAACCUGUAGAUAGUAGCGACUCCGACUCCGUCGAAAACGAACCAAUUCCAACUCCUCAUCCACAUAACAGGUACUCAUUUACCUUUAAUGUAUCUUAUCGACGACACCACAACCAAACAUCAAACAGUCAGUCUAUGAACCCAGCCGACACCCAUAGCAUGGCUCAAAUUGCUCCCAAGUCCGCCAGUCCCUCUGGACACAGCUCUAUAAGAACGAGGCUUCCAUCAAAUGAACGUGGAAAAGGUGCACGUAACUCCCCUGUCAGCAGUCAAACUAAAAGCGAUAUGAACGCUGUGGAAAAACUCCCAGAGCGUGUCACGUUAAUCGUUGACAACACAAGUUUUGUAGUGGACCCCACAUUGUUUGUUGCACAACCAAAUACUAUGCUAGGAAGAAUGUUUAGCCAGAAUCAUAACUUCAACAGGCCUAAUGACAAAGGAGAGUAUGAGGUAGCAGACGGAAUGCCUGCGGAACUGUUCUCAGCCAUUCUUCAAUAUUACAAGAAAGGUGUCAUAAAUUGCCCUCCCACAAUACCCAUCUCUGAGCUCCGAGAGGCUUGUGAUUACUUCCUUAUUCCUUUCAAUGCUUCCACAAUCAAGUGUAAGAACCUCAGAAAUCUGCUGCAUGAGUUCUCCAAUGAUGGUGCCAGUCGGGAGUUUGAAACUUUUGUUGAGGAGUAUUUACUGCAGCAAAUGUUACAGAGUGCACAUCGUGGGGAAAGAGAAUGCCACAUUGUAAUUCUGUUGGAUGAUGACGUUCUUGAAUGGGAUGAGCAGUAUCCACCACAGAUGGGCGAGGAAUACACACAAAUUAUAUAUAGCACACAGAUGUACAGGUUUUUCAAGUACAUUGAAAAUCGGGAAGUUGCAAAGACUGUGUUGAAAGAGCGUGGUUUGAAGAAGAUCAGACUGGGGAUAGAAGGCUAUCCAACUUAUAAGGAGAAGGUCAAACAUAGGUCAGGAGGUCGUCCUGAAGUAAUCUAUAAUUAUGUACAACGACCAUUUAUCCACAUGUCGUGGGAAAAAGAAGAGGCUCGCAGCCGGCACGUAGACUUCCAGUGCGUCAAGAGCAAAUCAAUCUCAAACCUAUCGACCGCCUCGGCUGACCUUCCUAUUAACCCAGACCUAGCAAAUGCACCAGAGGGGGUGGCGAUGCUGUUACCUCCGCCAGCUGAUCCAGAGAAUCCAGAGGGGGAACAGGAGGCAAGUUGAUCAGCCCAGUGCAAAUACACUAUUCCAAGUGCUAAUGAUUUUGAAAUGCUGCGAGUUUACAGUAGCUAAUUCUGAAGAUGUUAAAUUGCCUUAGUUUACAACAUUAAUACAACAGUCUCACAACCCGCCAUCGCAGUAGAUUUUUGCGUAUAACUUUACAUAAGUCUAUACACACUUGAUGACAAUUAGAAUUUGUAAGUGGCUGUUAAUUCGUUACAUUGAGGUACAUGCUAGAUAACAAUUCAACUUCUGUGUUUUGCUACUGUUGUAGGAGUGAUUGAAAAGGAGGUAGAAAUGUUUACUCUCAACCUGUAGUGGCCGACAGGGUUUAAACUUUUUUACUGUGCAUUUUGCUUGCAUCUAAGGCAUUUAAUUUACAUUUGUCUCUUUUGCCAGAGUAUAAAUGGUUGGAUGUUUUAGUAUUGGAUGUAUAGUUCCGAUCAGUGGCCUAACAAUAAGUCACAGGGCCUGGUGCCCAUGCAUUUUAGCAGUCAAUUACAAUUGGUCCCUUCACAUUGGAAUA